Molecule: messenger RNA, 1975 nt
Organism: Oryza sativa Japonica Group (Japanese rice)
Lineage: Eukaryota; Viridiplantae; Streptophyta; Magnoliopsida; Poales; Poaceae
Product: non-classical arabinogalactan protein 30
Cellular component (GO): cell periphery
Source: RefSeq, a predicted model, not a curated record
ACAAGUGGAUGUACUCUGUGCCUAUCAAAACAAGUAAUUCGAUCAACAUUAUCCAUUUUAACGAGUGCAAGCGGCGCUACCCGGAAUCCGGAUGCGCGCAGGUAGCUUGCAACACCGAAAAGGCCACGUACAUGCACGUGAUGAGCUCCGUUUCCCCCAUAUAAGCGAUACACGCAUCAUCAUCAUCAUCAUCAUCAUCCGUACAAAACGGUAUCUAGCCUAGCUAGCUGAUCGGCCCACCUACAAAGCCUAUAAAUUGCGCCAUCUUUGCUCAUCCUUUCCAUUAUCAUUGCGACGUACUAAUUUAAUAUAAGUAUAGAGCUUCAUCAUUUGACAAACAACAAUGGCUAGGUUCGCGGGAUCCCUUCAGCUGUACUGCCUCUCCGUCCUGCUCGUGAUCCUCACCCAGCUUGGAGGAGGCUCUGCCAUGGGGCUCCCCCGGCCGCCACCCAACGUGAACUUCACCAUCGGCGUCGAGGGCGCUGUCUGGUGCAAGACCUGCCGCUACGCCGGCUACGUCAAGUCCAAGGACGCCUCGCCCCUCCCAAAUGCGGCGGCGCUGCUGCGGUGCAGGCGGGGGAAGUGGGCGCUGUCGGUGUGGGGCGCGACGGACGCGCGCGGCUACUUCCUGAUCCAGACGGGGACGCAGGUGGCGGCGUUCACGAGCAAGGACUGCAGGGUGUACGUGCCGCGGUCGCCGUCGCGUGCGGCGUGCGGCGUGGCGCUCCAGCCUGGGCGGAAGACGGGUUCGCCGCUCAAGUUCCGCAGGUUCGUGGCGCUCCCCGACGGGCUGCAAGGGCGCUACUCCGCCGGCAACUUCGUCUUCGGCCCGCGAGACCCCAAGAAAUGCUGACUUUCUGAUUAGCGGUAACGUGUUUGGGACUUUGGGGCUGGGGGUGGUGUGGCUGUGCACUUCGAAUUCUACAACUUGGUCACAGUUUGUGUGUGGCGUGUGCCCGGUGGAUCGACGUGGACGUGCAUUUCCGCAUCCAGCAAAUAAUGAUGAUAAAAAAGUGUUGGACGUAGCCCCAGACCUAGUGUGUUGUGUUUAGUUCCUUUCAAACUUUCAAAAAUUUCAUCGUAUCAAAUGUUUCAAUAUAUGCAGGGAACAUUAAAUGUGUACGAAAAUAACCAAUGUGGUUCUUAAAAAGAAAUAAGGGAAACGAUCAAUUGAAAGGGCACUAAAAGUUCAUAUUUCAAAACAAGAAUAGCAAUGACUGAAGCUUGGAUUGAUUGCCUAUAUAAGUAUACCUCAAACCAAUGAUGUACAAAACCCCUCUUGGAUCCCCUGCGUCACAAAUACUUUCCCUAUUUAUGCUACGUUUUCUAUCUAAUCCUAUGCUAACUCUGGUACAGCUACCACUCUGUCCUAUCAACCUCCUAACUCCAACUCUAAUAAAGUUACAUCGCGCCCUAUAGACCUCUCUGCAUUUGAAGGCAAACUUCCAAUGCACUAUGCUAGCCCCGGGCACGCGCAUUCCCUUGGGUGUCAAGUCAGUUCAUUUCUAUUGGAAACUGGACGCGCACAAGCUGCCCAUUUGUGCACGGUCAGUCCAUUUCUAAGAUUUUAAUGUUCCCGCUGGAAUUAGCAGAAAGAAGCGUUGAGGACUGCCCUCUCCAACACACGCAUGAAAUGAACUGUGAUGGAUCGUCAAUCUCCUGGCCUGAUAUUGGGUCUGUGACACUGAAUUUAUAUGCCAAGACUGGCAUUGGAAAUGCUUUGUGGUAGACAAAAACCUGAAGUAAAACGAGAUGGAAAGGAAAGUUAGAUAUUUGAAUUAAUAUUAAACCCCAAGCAAGAAUAUACAGGCACGUAUGGUAUAAAAAAUAAUUUCUAUGCCUAUGUUUUCAAUACCAAAUUUCAUCUUACGGCACAAAAUACCUUGCGCACUAAGGUAAGUGAGCCAAAAUAUUCCUUCACAUGAAUUCGGCAAACAUUAAUUCAACUGUUACAUAGAAAAUGCAGGUUACAAAA